Zootoca vivipara (common lizard) is the source of this 2844-nucleotide messenger RNA. The record is from RefSeq and is a predicted model, not a curated record. NCBI's taxonomy places the organism in Eukaryota, Metazoa, Chordata, Lepidosauria, Squamata, Lacertidae.
GGGAUGUGUUCCACAUGAAGCAUAAAGCUAUUGGAUUCUGAGAGGACCCGUCAGAGCAGCAUUUACUUGAACAGUGAGAGAAGAAUGACAGAACAAUCUGUCUGACUUUAAAUUCUUGGACCGCAAGAAAGAGCUGAGAAUGGCUCCGUGCAAAAACAUUGUCGUUAGCUUUCUUGAGGAAUUGUGUCUGCCAGAACCACUGCUUGGCUGUAAGAAACACCCAAACGUUAGGAAAAAGCUGAGACUGAUACGAAUAACAGGACUUUUCCUGGGCAUCGUGGCCGUUAGCACGCUAUAUCUUUCAAUUAGUGCCUUUUUCCAGUUGCAACCUUAUAGCACAGAGACGACCAGCAAUCUAGAUAGCCAUAAGUCAAAGCACAUGCAUCAAAGAACUCUUUUGGACUUUAACGAACAGAAUCAAACCGGCGCUCCAGAUUCACCUAUUUCUAUGAAAUACGAAGCUGGGCAGGAUAACCAUACGGAGGAGCACUCCAAGGGAGAGUACCCGGAAGACCUUUUUUCUCUUGAAGAAAGACGGAGGGGUGCUGUAAUACUUCACAUCUGUGGAAUGAUUUACAUGUUCAUAGCCUUAGCCAUUGUCUGCGAUGAGUUCUUUGUUCCUUCAUUGACAGUCAUUACAGAAAAACUGGCGAUUUCCGAUGAUGUGGCCGGGGCAACCUUCAUGGCUGCUGGUGGCUCAGCCCCAGAACUCUUUACUUCUCUAAUAGGAGUUUUUAUAUCCCACAGCAACGUCGGCAUUGGGACAAUAGUUGGGUCUGCGGUGUUCAAUAUACUCUUUGUGAUUGGGAUGUGUGCUUUGUUUUCCAAGGAGAUCCUGCACCUCACCUGGUGGCCCCUCUUUCGGGAUGUGUCUUUUUACAUCAUGGACUUGGUAUUGCUGAUCAUCUUCUUUUUGGAUAACUUCAUCAUGUGGUGGGAAAGUUUAACGCUGCUGCUUGCUUAUUUCGUCUACGUGACCUUCAUGAAGUUCAAUGUGCAAGUGGAGGAGCUGGUGAAAAGCCUGUUAAGCAAGAACAAAGUGGAGAAAGUGUCUCCAGAAGUUGAAGCAAAGACCAAGCCCCGUCUCCAGCGUGGUGGGAGCUCCGCAUCUCUGCACAACAGUCUAAUGAGGAACAGCAUUUUCCAGCUUAUGAUUCACACUCUUGAUCCACUUGCCGAAGGAAAGUUCAAAGAAAGGGCAUCUAUUCUUCAUAAGAUGGCCAAAAAGUGUCAGGUGGAGGAUGGUGAAAAACGGAACGGAAGUGUUAAUCAUGCCGGGGCAAAAGUCGAAGUUGAAGUGACACCGCCAAAUGAUGGAGCUAUGCAAAACGGAACGGCUGUUGGAGCAGAAGAGGAAGAGGACGAUGAAGACCAGCCCCUCAGCCUGGCUUGGCCCGACACGCCCCGCAAACAGCUCACCUACCUGGCUAUUCUCCCCAUCGUUUUUCCGUUAUGGGCUACCCUGCCUGAUGUCAGAAACCCUAGCUCAAAGAAGUUUUUCCCCUUAACAUUUUUCGGAUCAAUCUCUUGGAUAGCAGUGUUUUCUUACCUAAUGGUCUGGUGGGCACAUCAAGUAGGAGAAACCAUUGGCAUCAGUGAAGAAAUCAUGGGUCUGACGAUUUUAGCUGCUGGCACAUCAAUCCCUGACCUAAUUACCAGUGUUAUUGUGGCACGGAAAGGCCUGGGGGACAUGGCAGUAUCCAGCUCUGUUGGAAGUAACAUCUUUGACAUCACUGUGGGCCUUCCUCUGCCAUGGCUCCUCUAUGCUAUGAUCAACAAUUUUGUCCCCGUGGCCGUGAGCAGCAACGGGCUCUUCUGCGCAAUAGUCCUCCUUUUCAUCAUGCUGCUGUUCGUCAUCCUCUCCAUUGCGGCUUGCAAGUGGAGGAUGAACAAAUUCCUGGGCUUCACCAUGUUUGGGCUUUACUUCGUGUUCCUGAUUGUCAGCGUCCUUCUAGAAGACAGGGUCAUUGUGUGCCCUGUGUCUAUUUGACGAGGAAGGAAGUGACGCUUUCUUGAACAACACCCCCCCCCAAAAAAAAAAAUUGCAAAAGCAAAUGCCCAAACCAGAACCAGACAAGAACAAAGAAACAGUCUUGCAAGACAAGAUAAGCAACGUCUUUGGAACCCUCGAAUUUAAAACAGUGGGGAGGGGAAGAGCUGAGGUUAUGAAGCCAGACAUGGAGAAGUUCAGCUCAUACAAUUGCUGCUGCUGAACCAUGAUGUGGCUGCUUCAGAAACAUGGUCUUGGAGAAGUUCCGCUGCUUAUUUCUUGGAGGUAUUGUGCAUGUAUUUUAUAACAAUGUUAAGCUAUUACGUAUGCUACACAUAGGACCUGCUCCCACACAUCUUCCUCUCUCUAUAUAUAUUAACAAACACAUGCUACACAAAGAGAGAGAGAGAGAGAGCAAUAUCAUAUAAACAUACAGGAAAAUGCCGAUAUCCAUCUUUUGGGAGGCGCAAAUCUCCUGUUUGGGAUUUUAUCUGUUCGUGUAAUGUAACGGAAAGAGUUACUGUCAGCAUGAAGCGAGCGACAGACAAGAGACGACUCUCCGUGGAUAAUGCGCUAUUCAGGUGCAGCUAGCAUGUGACGUGGACACGGAGGCUGUGCAGGUUUGAGAAGCGUGCAGAUGUUUAGAGCAGAAGUUGGAUUGACCCCACCCCCACCCCAGACUGAGAAAUCAAUAACCAGUUGAGUUAAACAAAAACAAGUUCAGAUACUUGCAUCUCCUGUCUGUUGCUGCUUAUCACAGCAUUACUCCAGCAACAAGCAACUAUUAUGUACAUGUGUGAAAGAAGCAUCACAGGUUGCAUAUCACAGAGACACUCAGAUGUGCAGCAUUGGGG